Molecule: messenger RNA, 2924 nt
Organism: Pseudopodoces humilis (Tibetan ground-tit)
Lineage: Eukaryota; Metazoa; Chordata; Aves; Passeriformes; Paridae
Gene: CCDC146
Product: coiled-coil domain containing 146
Cellular component (GO): cytoskeleton
Source: RefSeq, a predicted model, not a curated record
AACAAUGAGUCAGGCUGAUGAAGGAAAUCUCACUGACACAGAACUGGCACCUGAGAAUGAGUCACCUACCUGUGUGCCACCUCCAGCAGCUCCUAGCCAGGAAGAGGGAUCCGCUGACAUAACAGCAAGUCCUGCAUUUCAGUGUUUAGAUGAGCUAUUUUCUGCUGGAAAAAUUACAGACACCAGAGCAGCUGAGCUGAAGGAACAGUACACCCUGCUGCAUGAAGCUGUGAUAAGUUUACAGGAAUCUGAGACCCAGCUGUUACAGGAAGCUGAACGCCUGAGUACAGAACUGGAGCAACAAUGUGACCUGGAAAAAGCAGAACAGCUCCCUGAAGAAGCUUCCAGUGAAGCUUCCCAAAUAAGGCAGCAACUUCUUAGCUGCCGAAGUGAAUACAAUGCUAUUAAAGGAAGAGUGUAUGAAAAUCGAUUGAAGAUAGAAUGUUUGCGAGAAGAAAAAAAGCUUCUGGAAAAUGAAUACGAAAGAAUUUCAAAAGAAAAGAAAGGCAGUAAAAUUAAAAAGUUGAAAGAAAAUUGUGAUGAGCUCAGCAAAGAAGUAAUCCAGAGGAAAGAGGAAAUUGAUUCAAUAAAAGAAGCUGUUUCAUCCAAGGAAAAGCUGAUAUUAACAGAUGAGGAAGAAAUGGAAAAGCUUCAGGAGAUGCAGACUUAUUUAAAAGCUGAGCUGGUUAGGAUCCUUGGUAUUCCAAAGCAACUUGCAAAAGAAACUGAGAAGCUGAAUCAGAAAAAAAUUGAUGCAGAGAAGAAGAAUGAGGCCCUUAAUGACCAAAUAGAAGAAUUGAAUAGAACCCUGAAAGCCACUGAAAAAAAGACUGAAGAGAUUUUUCAAGAAAAAGAAGAUGUGAUGAAGGAAUUGCAUGACAGACAAACUUUGAUACAAAAGAAUGAACAAGAAUGCAUUACUUUGACAAAAUUACUAGAAAUUAGUGCAGAGAAGGAAUUAGCCAUCCUAACAGACAGACAAAUUCUGGAAAAUAAUUUAAAUAAAUGCGUCUUGGAGAAAAAAAAGCAACAAGAUAUUCUCAGUCACCAUCAAACACAGAAAGAUAAAGAACUGAAAAGUUUAAAAAAGAUAGAGUUACAACUGAAAGGGAUUUGGGAUUCCUUGGAAGGAGAUAAGGCAAAGCAUAAAAGACUCAAAUCAGAGGCAGAAAUUAACUCAAAAAAAAAUGCAAUAUUAUUAGAAAAACGACAAGAACUGCAGGAGGAGAUUGAAACGAUCAAGAGAGGUUUAGCUGAACAGGAAAUUAUAUCAGAUAUGGAUGCCCGUGUGUUAGAAGAAUGCCUUGCUGUAGAACGCUUGCUUUUCAAAGAGCAGGAAAAAUGCAGAAAUGAGUUAUCCACACUUACACAUCUGACUUGGCUCAGAGCUGAUGAGAGGCAACUGAAAUGCAGGAAUGUUCAGAAAGCCAAGAUUCAACUCCAAAGUCUUGUUAAGGAACUAAAAAGAAAGGAUCGUGAACUAAUCACCUGUAAAAAGAUGAAAAAAGAAGUCCAAAAAGAACUCCAAGAAUUGGCUAGGAUGUGUGAUCUUAUGCAAAUUGAAAAGGAUAAAUGCAUACAGUUGAUGCGUAUUGCUCAGUGGAAAGCAAAGGAAGCUGAAAACCGGGUAAAAUUGCUAGAAAAUAAUAUAGAAAAUUUAAGGAAUGCCGUUAUAACCAGGGAAAGAAAAUUGCAGGAAGAGUAUCUGAAGAUUAAAAAGAAUGAGAGAAUGAAAGAAUUGAUCAAAAAGGAUUAUUGCAAAGUUGUACAAGAGAUACUAGAGAGUAAAGAAAAGGAAAAGUAUCUGAAUGUUGACAGACUUACUACUGAAGCCACACACAUGGAAGAGGAAAUUUUGCAGAUACGCAAAAAAUAUGAAAGGACUGUUCAGCAACAAAAUGAGAGUAGUCUUCUGCUUAGAGAACGAGAAGAAGAACUAGGCUUUUUGUAUGAAAAAGUAAACAGGCAAGAGAUGUUGUGUAAAAAUGGAGAUAGUAAGAUGCAAGUUAUGGAUGAAAAGAUCAGUUUUCUGAAGCUGAAGGUAGCUGAGAAAAAAAGAGAGGUUAAAUUGUGUUUUAAAGAGCUCACAGUGAAGAAUGCCCUGGAUGCCCAUCUGAUGAGACUUCGGAUACAGUAUUCCGAGUGCAGGGACAAGAUUAAACAGCUGGAGGAAAACUAUGGUGAUGCCACAAAUGAGAGCAGAAAGCAAGAAAUGGGAGGGAAGGACCCAUCUCCACCUGAGCUACUAAAAAGGAUUGAACAGAUGGAGGCAGAGCUGCUGCAGAAGGAGCAGAGACUGCUGAAGAUAGAAUUUCUCUUUGAGAACAUUUCUGAUCUGACGGACAGAAUCCAUGCUGUGGUGGAGAACAGCAAGCAGGACAUGCUGCUUUUUGCUAGGAGGAGCAAUGACCUGCAGAGGAAGAUAAAUGACAAAACCCAGGAGAUAAGGGCUCUUUUUGCAGAGUUAUCCAUGAAGCAAGAACUUGCUAUUAAACUCCAGCAGGAAAUCAGAGACAAAGAACAAUUUGUGAUGACUGCUUCAUUGAUGAUAAGUCAAGGCCUUCCCCCUCCUAAAAAAGUAGAAAAUAAACAGAAGAUCCUGCACAAUGAGAAGAUGCAAAAAGCAGCAGCUGAAGCCAGAGCAAAACACCCUGCAGAGGAGGAACAAGGUGCAGUGCCUGGCCAUGCCCCCACUAUCCCUGAGGAGGAGGAGGAGAGGCUCCCACUGUUGCAGCCCCAUGUGGUUCCCUUCAGACCAACUGAGCCCAGCUCGAGUCAAAGACAUUUCAAAAAGCCUCCUGCAAAGUCAUUUGAAAUGUGAACAGACAGCACCUAAAGCAGGAGAGACCAUUACCAGCUGCUGGGUCACAAGGGUCAGCAGCAUUUACACUGCACUGAAGGAAGAUCUGUUGGUGUUCAGCCAA